CUACCCUAUGGCAGCCUCAUAUUCUUGUUUUCUUCUUUGUUUACCGUUCCACUACCAUACCCACAAACGCUGGUUUUAUCAUUAGGUAGAAAAACCAACGUUUUACGGGCGGCGGUGGACGGUUAGUGGUGGUGGUGGGGCCCGGUUCGCGUAUUAUAAUGACCAGAGACCAUAUUAUGGCAAAUGGGAAGAAAUCAACUAAGAAAAUAAUGGUGGUGGCUGAUCCAACUCGUGAAUCAGCCUCUGCCCUUCAAUACGCGCUUUCCCAUGCAGUCGCGGAAAAUGACACGUUGAUUCUUCUGCAUGUUGGUAAUCCUAAUGCAUGGAGGAAUCUCCUUGGUGCCUUGAUCAAGAAGCCAUUGCCAAACUCGUCCACGUCGACGUCCACAUCCACGUCCACGUCCCCAUCGGAUGGUAGUCCGUUCAGUACUUUCUUUAGAAAGUCAUUGACAAACAUAACAUCACCGCCGCCAACAUCUGCGGCCUCUCAUGGUGCCGCGGAAGACGGUGGUGAUGAUGUCAAAGGGUGCACAGGAAAGGGAUACAUGGAUUUUCUUGGUACAAUGAAACAUGCAUGUGAAGUUGCACAACCUAAGAUAAAAGUUUGUACAGAAACAGUAGAUAUGGAUGGUAAUGCAAAGGAAAAAGCUACUGUCAUUCUUGCUAAAUCUGCAUCUUUUGGUAUUGAUAUUCUUGUUAUAGGUCAGAGAAGGAGUCUUUCUAAUGUAAUACUAAGGCCUAAAAGAAGUGUAUCACUAAGAGGGCUGGGGCUGGAUAUGGCAGAUUAUUUGAUUGACAACAGCAAAUGCACCUGUGUUGCAGUUCAGAAGAAGGGCCAAACAGCAGGAUAUCUUCUCAACACCAAAACUCAUAGAAAUUUCUGGCUCUUAGCAUAAUACUAAUUUUUAUAUGUAUAAAUUAGUUUCUUCAUCCACCUUUUUCUGGUACUAAAUGGCUUGCACUCUAUAUACUUCUCUAUUUUAUUUGGUUAUAUCUACAUAAGAGUUGCUGUUUGUCAAUUUUGUGGAUAUAAAUAGGAAUAGAUGUCAUUUCAUUCUGCUAUAAUCAUUGCGAAGGCUUAUGUAAUGCCAAAGUACAAGAACACAAACAGUAUUGUACCUGUAUUCUCUGAAAGUUACUGGACAUGCAGUGUUUA
Solanum lycopersicum (tomato) is the source of this 1156-nucleotide messenger RNA. RefSeq lists its product as uncharacterized. The record is from RefSeq and is a predicted model, not a curated record. Lineage: Eukaryota; Viridiplantae; Streptophyta; Magnoliopsida; Solanales; Solanaceae.